Trichoplax adhaerens is the source of this 918-nucleotide messenger RNA. RefSeq lists its product as uncharacterized. Lineage: Eukaryota; Metazoa; Placozoa; Uniplacotomia; Trichoplacea; Trichoplacidae. The transcript has a single exon. Gene Ontology annotation, biological process: double-strand break repair via nonhomologous end joining; interstrand cross-link repair; protection from non-homologous end joining at telomere. The annotation marks the transcript as partial. The record is from RefSeq and is a predicted model, not a curated record. Gene Ontology annotation, molecular function: damaged DNA binding; 5'-3' DNA exonuclease activity.
AUGAUUGGAAACGGCGUCCUAAUCCCAGACACUCCUAUCGCCAUUGAUUAUUGGCGGGAACGCCAAUGCAACCAAAGCAAGCUCUUUUUCCUCUCACAUUAUCAUGCAGAUCAUAUGGAAGGGCUUAAUUCAUCAUGGUCGUUGAAAAUCUAUUGCUCUGAAAUCACUGCUUCGUUAUUAAUUCAUGAAAUGUCAAUCCGAUCUGACCUAGUCGUAUCACUACAAACUGGCCAACCUCAUGUUAUACCUGUCGAUGAGAUGGGUUGUGAAACCAUGUCGGUUACUCUUUUAGAUGCAAAUCAUUGCCCGGGUGCAGUCAUGUUUCUCUUUGAAGGCUAUUUUGGCUGUAUCUUGUAUACUGGUGAUUUUCGCUAUGAUGACCAAUUACAUUUACAACCUGGCUUUCCGCAAUCUAAACAGGUCGAUCAAUUAUUCUUAGAUAAUACUUAUUGCAAUCCUAAAGCACAAUUUCCUACACGUCAUGAUGCUUUUCAAAUCAUCUUGAAUAUUAUCCAACAAAAUCCUACUUCGAACGUUAUUAUCGGUCUCACACAUCUUGGUAAAGAAAAAUUAUUAGAGCAAUUAGCUGUGAAAUUGCAAACCAUGAUUGUUGUUGAUUCUAAACGAAUGCAACGGUUAAAUUUAUUAGGCUGUUUAAACGUUUUCACCGAUCAAAUGGAUAUGGGCAGAAUUAUAGUCAAGUAUAAAAAUGAAAUUACUGAUUCUACUAUUGAAAGAUGGAAUCAACAAUCUGGUCCAACUAUAGCGAUUAUACCAACAGCAUUAUAUAUUUAUCAAGAUCGACCUCCUAUUCUUGAUAAACGCAUCUAUGUCGUCCAUUAUUCAGAUCAUUCCAACUAUAAUGAAUUAAGACAAUUUGUUAGUGUUGUAAAGCCAUGUCGUAUUACACCCAUUAUU